GCAGGAGCCCGCGCCUCAGCCCCACGUGUGGCGGAGCGGGGAAGUUGCCGGCGGCCAGCUCGGGCUCUGCCCGUCCCUUCCCGUCCCUCGGUUCCCUGCACAGCUAACCCCUUGAGGGAGCAGUAAUUCUUCAAUCGCGUGCUCCAAAAGACCUUGGACUAUUUUCUGCUUCUCAACUCUCUUCGCCUCCCCCAUUUCGGUGAAGGGAAGAUCCGAAGAGGAGGAUGAGGCAGCUAAGAGGAAAACCCAAAAAAGAGACCUCCAAAGAUAAAAAGGAGAGAAAACAGGCAAUGCAAGAGGCCCGGCAACAAAUCACCACCGUCGUGCUUCCCACCCUGGCUGUUGUAGUGCUACUGAUUGUUGUCUUUGUGUACGUAGCCACGCGACCAAAUACAACUGAAUGAUGCAGCUCCUCAGACUUUCUAGCUUUGGGGUAUUAACCAUUUUAUCCAGCGCCAAGAGGAACUCUCUGUCAGUCUUUUAGUACUUUUCAAAGGAACUUGCUGGUAUUUUCAGUCUCCUUUGUUUAGGGUCCCACAGUUUCUCUUUAGGAAUGUAACAUAAAACGUAUUAGUGAAUGUGCCAGUACGUUUUAUGGUCCAGUUCAUGUGCCUUUCAGACUUUUAGAAUGGUGUUUUUCUUAAAUCUGUUUGAAGCUCUAUAUUGUAAAAGGAAAUCAUGUUCUGCUAUAAAUUUGUAAAAAAAAAAAAAAAAAAAAAAGCUUUCAGCUUUUAUCACUGAGUAUGGAUAAUGUUGCUCCCAUGAGCUCCUGUCUGUUUCACAACUUCCAAAGAAGUAUAUUUCUUCUUUGUACUUAAUGUCACAUGAAGUGCUUUGAUUCAGAAAGGAUAUAUUUAUUUUUUGAAUAAAGAGAGAAGUCUUACUUGGAAUCUUCAAAUUAUUUUGCAAAUAAAAAAGUCACUUAUUGUGAAAGCCUACAUUAUGUAAUAUUUUUUUCAUGAAGCACCAUGUAGUUCACUCAAAAAUUUUCUUUUUUGCUGUGAGAUACUAAGAUGCAAAGUGAAUACUUCAGGAUCCCCCAGAAGGAAUCUAACAGAAGGUGGAAAGGGAGAUUCUGCCAGAUUAUGGUGAAGUAACUAAUAAGAAACUACAUAAGCAUGUAGUUGUUUAUCUGAAUGUUAAAUAUUUAAAUCUGUAUAAAGUGGCAAUAAAAAGGUGAUUUUUGGAUACA
Apus apus (common swift) is the source of this 1192-nucleotide messenger RNA. It is a transcript of the gene SMCO4, whose product is annotated as single-pass membrane protein with coiled-coil domains 4. The coding region runs from base 225 to 404 and encodes 59 amino acids. The record is from RefSeq and is a predicted model, not a curated record. The transcript has 2 exons. Lineage: Eukaryota; Metazoa; Chordata; Aves; Apodiformes; Apodidae.